Molecule: messenger RNA, 3344 nt
Organism: Porites evermanni
Lineage: Eukaryota; Metazoa; Cnidaria; Anthozoa; Scleractinia; Poritidae
Source: the annotation of a GenBank genome assembly
AAUCAUGUAAGUGGCUUUAAACAGUCGAUUCUCGUGGUAUUCUCGGGUCGUUCGUUCAAAGGAAGUCUUGAGGAGUGGCUAUUCAAGGUCAAGUCUCUUUUGUAGAACUAUUCUGAACUAUAUAAUAGUACUGUUUUGUUUUAGGGACUUCAAAUGAAAAUGAUUUUUUAGACAAGAUAAUUUAAAUUAGCCUCCACUGACUGAGUGGGAAGGUUCUAUUGUAUCUUCUAAAAAACCGGAGGUAAAAAUUGCCUUUUUAAUUGUUAUCUUUUAACAAUCGUGGAUAUUCAUAUAAAUACUAUGAACUUUAAUGAGCAGUACGUUUUUGUAACUAAUGCUGUUGAAGGUUGGUUGACUUUUUUUCGAAGUUUGGACCAGUAUAGAUUAGUGUGAGCCGUAUUUAAAUGAAAUCUAUCCUACUCUGACUGUUUCAGUUACGUAGACAGAUAACUGAACCAUUCGUACAACGAUAAGGCCAACCUAUAAAUGAACGAUCUUUCCAAAAGUUGCCAAGGAAUAGUAUACCAAAAAAAAAUUAGUUUCCCGCCUUUUUCUCGAAUCUUAUAUCGGCGUUCCUGAAAUCUCCCACCUUCCUCCCCGACGCACUGGUAUCCAAUAAUGAAUAUAUAUAGUAAAUUUAAUACGAAGUUCAUGGCUUCGAGGAGAUAAUUAUAGCUAGGGGGAAAGUUCCGGUUUGGAUUCGUGGUUUUUUUUUAAUCUAACAAAGCGCCUUAUUGUAAUAAAUGUCAUUAGGUAUUUUGGAACCAUGACCUCUAUCAACCUAGCCCGUAAAUUUAAUCAAACGGAAUUAUCCGUAUACACUUAAUUUUACAUUACCAAAUUAAACUAUGAUAUUUCUGGUCGUAUUUUAAGUAAAACACAAAUAAACGAGAUUAUGAUUAGGUACGAGGAAGAUUCGAGAAAGCGAAGAGUUUGCCCUAAAAAUGAACAAAAUGCAACUUGCUACGAUCAGUAUUCGCAAAAUGCAGAAAUACAAAAGAGACUUAGAGCACCACAUUUUCCACACGGGAUUUAGAGUCAGAGCCACUUGUAUAGAGUCAUCAGGCUGCAAUACUAUUUCCCAUCAUAUAGUAUAAAAUCCCAUCUUCCCGGAUCUGAGAUGAAGCCGAGCGAAGGCCAGAACGCCCCUUUUUCCGGUUCCAUCCGUUGAUUUGGGAGGUGGGGGGAGAGGGUGUUUUAAUUUUCCGUCUAUUUUGUCCAAGAUUGUAGCACCAUAAACAAAACUUCUUCUCGGUAGGAUUUCAUCCACCGAUUCAUAAUCCGCUCUUCAAUCCCGUGCGCAUGGUGCAGCAAGAUGAACAGUACUACACGGAUGUACUGCACAGAAGCGUACUUUGGUCGAACGUACCCUUUAGAAGAGACUAGACAGAACCACCAACAACACUCAGUGUUUCCAUCAAAAGUCUUGAGGCUACGGUUUCUCUCGCAUAUCACACAUCUUAGACGCUUCCUUAGACUGACGGAGUAUUGAGAGCAGAAGACGAUAACUUUUCUCAUUCUCCCAUUCGCCCAUACCGCCAUUUAAUACGCCUGCCAUUGUAGACCGCGCUUAUGUUCAGUAUAGUAGCAUAAAAAGAUUCCCCGGCAGAGCUUUACAAUGAAGUAGCUAUUGCUAUACAAUCCCACUUUACCCUGCGCUUAAAAAUAACGGCUAAGGAUAUUUCAGACACAAUUUAGCUUUAUUGCUACGAGACAUCCUUUUGCAGUCAGUCCUUUCCUAUAUCUUACUACCCCACUUCUUUUACUAUAAUACGCAUUACGAAAAUUGUAAGAAAUGCCGGACUCUCUGUGCAGUAUCAUUGCCAGUUCACUAAAAAAAAUGCCGGCUCUCCUUGGAAGGUCAUAACGUCGAGGCUAUGACGUAACAAUUUUUUUUUCACUGCGCGGUUGAUAGUGCUAUCAGAAUUAUGUGAAAUUGUUGAUCUACUAACCACAGAGUCGAUCCGCCGGAACCCAUUUUCAUUUCUUCACAAUUAACGCAUCAAGAUCAUAUUGUCUGACCUUGACUUUCUAUCAUCACUCUGUAAUCACUCGAGGUUACGCCAUCUUAAAAGGCGAUUACCCUGCAGGCAUGAAUGAAAGAUAUAGGAUCAGAAGGCUAUUGAUAGACAACAACAACAACAAUAAGCUUUAUUUGCAUGACCAUAACAAAGUAUUACAGUAUUGCAAAAGCUACUUGAAAUUAACCAUUGAUUCCUUGUAAAUUAAAUAUUUAAAAUAAUUUGAAACUUAUUUAUCAUUGUUUAUUUCUAACCAUCAGUAGGAUUAAUAGGAUGCGUUAAAUUGGUUUACCUUGUAUACGUACAAUACACUGGGAGCUGAAAGCCUUUUCCAUCCAUGCUUGAAAGACCAAUAGAGAACUGCAUGCAUCGAGCUAUUUGCCACGGUCCUUCAACGAAGUAAUUAAUUUUAGAGUUAAUCCUUCUUUUACAAAACUGUCAAUCAAAAUCAGCCAAAGAAUAAGAAAUACUAACGAAAAUGAUUCCACAUUCCUAGCCUGAAAACCGUUGUAUUUUGCAGUGCGAACGAUGUUCUCCCGCCAUCUUGGACGUUGAAACUGACAGAGAGUUGGUGCGAGUCAAAAAAUGAUUCCAAGGGAGAUGUUGACGGGUCAAAAUCUAAUAUCACCAAGACAGAAAGUUCCACUUCUGCAUUUUACUUUAAAAAGUCCUUAAACUAAGGGAUAUGAAAGUAAGGAAAGUAAACUUCUAGAGGACAAAAACCCCAACAGCUAAACUUAGAGCUUAACUUUUCAACGUUUUCAAAGACCAGAGAAAAAGGUGACGACAUGUUUGGAACCAUAUCUCUCGCCCGAAAAAAAGGAAAUCCAGGACAGUCUUGGAUUCUAGAUUCCACGCCUUGAAUUCCGGAUUCCAGAUAUUCCAAAUCUUUGUCAGCGGAACUUGGAUUCUGGAUUUCAUUCGUCAGUGGGAUUCCGGGUUCCAAAUUACCCUGAUUCCGAAAUCCGAAUUACAUGGGGCAAAUAUCGCAGCAUACAAAAGAACAUAUACACAUAUACACAGCCAUAUACACUUUCCUUUGGUAACCAUAGUUUCCGACAGAAGUUCCCGUCCUAAGUUCCUGGCUGAUAUCUUAAGGCCUUCUGAGUGAGUUUUUCAGAAGAUCGUGUAAAGAACAGCGCCGGAACUCCCCUGUCAAGAUGAAAGACAUUUAGGUUACUCGUUGAGUAGGUUGCUUCCGGCGACGUUCCACCUGCCUACCUCAGAAUCCCUCCCAUGCGUACGCAGAGAUUUGCCGACCUCGUGGAAGGCAGUUCCUCGGACAUGUACCAUAUCAUCACAUCAUUCCAUGUUACAGUGUGA